Molecule: messenger RNA, 1548 nt
Organism: Lasiodiplodia theobromae
Lineage: Eukaryota; Fungi; Ascomycota; Dothideomycetes; Botryosphaeriales; Botryosphaeriaceae
Product: Sugar transporter
Exons: 3
Coding region: 1-1548 (515 amino acids)
Biological process (GO): carbohydrate transport; transmembrane transport
Cellular component (GO): membrane
Molecular function (GO): carbohydrate:proton symporter activity
Source: RefSeq, a predicted model, not a curated record
AUGAGAGACGAAGACAUCGUCGGCGCCACCCUGGCGGAGGUCCUGCCCAAGACCUCCAAGUACUGGUUCCAACAGUCCCACCUCCUGCGCUUGAACUUGAUCCUCCUGGUCCCACUGCUCUCCUCGGCAGUAGCUGGAUAUGAUGGCUCUCUCAUGAACGGCCUCCAAUCCCUCAAGCAGUGGAAGGCGUACUUCAACGAGCCCGAAGGCGCCCUCCUCGGCACCGUCAACGCCGCGCAAUCUAUCGGCUCCGUUCUCGUCCUCCCCGUGGUGGGCGUCAGCAGCGACGCCUUCGGGCGCAAGCGGGUGCUGAUCGCCGGGCUGCUCGGCGUCAUCGUCGCGACCAUCAUCCAGGCGACGUCGACGACGCUGGCGCAGUUCAUCGUGAGCCGGCUGGUCGUGGGCGCGGCGGGCAUGUUCGUGGUGCAGCCGGCACCGCUCCUCAUCGCCGAGCUGGCCUAUCCGACGCACCGCGGCAAGUACACCAGCGCCUACUGGACCAUGUAUUACCUGGGCGCCAUCCUGGCCAGCUGGACCACCUUCGGCACCGAGGCCUACGACGGCAGCAUGUCGUGGCGCAUCCCGACCAUCCUGCAGGCCGGCUACCCGCUCGUCCAGCUCUGCUUCAUCUACUGGCUGCCCGAGUCGCCCAGGUGGCUCAUCGCCAAAGAACGCACGGCCGAAGCCCAGGACAUCCUCAUCAAGUACCACGCAGCCGGCGACGUUUCGAGCCCGCUCGUGCAGCGCGAAGUGACCGAGAUAGCCGAAGCCAUCCGCCUCGAGCAAACCUCCAACGCCACAACCUGGGGCACGCUCAUCGCCACGCCAGGCAACCGCAAGCGGCUCUUCAUCUCCGUCUGCCUGGGCGUCUUCGCGCAGUGGAACGGCAUCGGCGUCGUGUCGUACUACCUGACGCUAGUACUCGACACGAUCGGCAUCACCGACUCGUUCGACCAGACGCUCAUCAACGGGCUCCUGCAGAUCUUCAACUUCGCCGCCGCGCUAUCCGCCGCCAUCCUCGUCGACCGCCUGGGCCGGCGCCCGCUCUUCAUCUGGUCCGGCAUCGGCAUGCUGGUUUCGUACAUCGUGUGGACCGCCUGCUCGGCCGUCAACAACGACUCGGGGAAUAAACCCGCCGGCAUCGUCGUCGUCGUGUGCCUGUUCGCCUUCUACUUCCACUACGACAUCGCCUACACGCCGCUGCUCAUGUCCUACCCCACCGAGCUGUGGCCCUACAGCCUGCGCAGCAAGGGCAUCAGCUGCGAGCUGCUGGCCAUCUACAUAUCGCUCGUCAUCGCCGCCUUCGUGAACCCCAUCGGCAUGGAGAACAUCGGGUGGAGGUAUUACAUCGUCUUCUGCUGCUUCUUGACCGUGUUCCUGGGCGUCACCUACGUCUACUUCCCGGAGACCAAGGGCCGGAGCCUGGAAGAGGUGGCCGAGCUGUUCGACGGGCCCGGCGCGGUGCCGAAUGUGCAGAAGAUUGAGAAGAAGGAUUCGCAGGCCGCGAAGGCCUCCGGGGCGCAUACCGAGCACAUCGAGAUCGCGUGA